Molecule: messenger RNA, 1056 nt
Organism: Syzygium oleosum
Lineage: Eukaryota; Viridiplantae; Streptophyta; Magnoliopsida; Myrtales; Myrtaceae
Product: ras-related protein RABF1
Exons: 8
Coding region: 192-794 (200 amino acids)
Molecular function (GO): GTPase activity; GTP binding
Source: RefSeq, a predicted model, not a curated record
CCGGGUUUCGUCGCCACGCCAAGUUGCCAACUACCGUUCAUUCGUGCCCGUCCAAGUCCAACGAACUCAGUCCUCCUCCUCCCUCGCUCGCCUCUGCACUCCGACCUUCGAUUCCGGCGCGCAGUUCUCGAGCUCCCGCGCACCUGUCGAUCCGAGCCGUCCGGUGAAAUCGCCUCGCCGGCGCCGCCGCCAUGGGCUGCUCCUCUUCGCUUCCGGAUAGGGCUUCUGGAAGAUUGAGCGGGCUCAAUGCAGAGAACGGUUCAGUGAAUGAUGCAAAGAACCUGCGUGUUAAGCUUGUACUUCUAGGGGAUUCUGGUGUUGGGAAAAGUUGCAUCGUACUUCGCUUUGUCCGUGGUCAGUUUGAUCCAACAUCCAAGGUAACUAUUGGAGCAUCAUUCUUGUCACAGACCAUAGCUUUGCAAGAUUCUACAACAGUUAAGUUUGAAAUAUGGGACACUGCUGGUCAAGAGAGGUAUGCUGCCCUGGCCCCACUUUACUAUCGGGGUGCUGCGGUUGCAGUAGUGGUUUAUGAUAUAACAAGCCCAGAAUCGUUUCAAAAAGCUCAGUACUGGGUAAAGGAGCUUCAAAAACAUGGAAGCCCUGAUAUGGUUAUGGCUCUGGUCGGAAAUAAAGCCGACCUUCAGGAGACUCGAGAAGUGACAGUCCAAGAUGGCAUUGACUAUGCCGAGAAGAAUGGCAUGUUUUUCAUUGAGACAUCUGCUAAAACUGCAGAUAAUAUAAAUCAGCUGUUUGAGGAAAUUGCCAAGCGGCUUCCACGUCCGACCCCGUCAUGAUCGGGAAGCUCAUACUGCAUUUAAAGCCGCAUAUGAUGUUAUGGGAGUCUUCCGUGGCUGUGAUGUAAAAUAUCUAUCUCAAUGUAUAUCUCCUGUCCUGGAAUUCUUUUGUGGACAGUUACUUUAAUUUUUCCAUGAAAUCAUUCCACAUAAGUUGUAAGAUGAUCAAUCUCCAAUUGUACCAGAGAGAGCUUGUGAAUGUGACAUGGAAAGGAAACCCAGUGGAUAUGGACCGACGUGGCCGAAGAUUUCGCUUGGCAAA